AGUUCAUCUGGAAUUUCCGACGUGGUUUCCCCUUGUUAGUUGUGCAGGACAGAGAGCCUGACAAGGACAACUGUUUAGUCCUUCGGAUGAUAUAAAAACCGAGGCCCCGUGUACACAUUGGCGUGCAAGUAUAUAGAUCCUUUGACAGUUGUAAUUCGAUAUAAGAGUAAGCCAAAGUGCCGCUGCCCAAGCAAAAUGUCCCGUCUUCAUUAGCCCAGUCAGAGAUGAACAGUGGGACAAUAAACCCCAUUUCAUUUAAUUUCAUUUUUACAGUUGUGGGGCCGGGUGGGCGUGAAUACACUGCCGUCUCUAGAAGGUUGGAUAUAUGAAUGAAAGGGUCGUAUUGAGUUUAAAUUGUCAAUACAAUAACAUUAGGGAGAUGGUCAGACAGUAUCACGCAUUAACAACUGUAAUAUGCAUUUGUAUCACACUGACUGGAGGUCUUGUUCACUACCAGUGUUAUUCCACAAAAUGUCCAAAAGCAGAGAUUAAAUGUGGACCAGAUUAUCAUAUAGCUUUAACAGAAAUACGAUAUGGAUUUAAAAAUAAAUCGUGUAAUAGUCCGACGCAGUGUGAUGCGACAUGUUGUAAUUAUGAAUCAGGGGACUGUUUAACAAGCUAUGAAGACGAUAAGUUGAAUUUGGCAUAUGACCACUGUCAGCUCUAUGAUAAAUGUCAAAUAGACAUCGAACGAAUAACAGCUGAGGAAUGUGGGAGAGGCUGGUCAUCAUUCACAAAGAUUGAAUAUGAAUGUAUUGCUGAUUCUGAUAUACAGAUGGACCUAGUAGAAGGUAAUAAAUCCAGUAUACUGUACAACAUGGCUCAUAGUAAUUUGGCAGAUGUUGUUUGUAGGGUGACAUCAAACAGUGACGUCAAAAUAAAAAUUCAACAACUUAGCCUACAAGCACCAUCGAACAGUGAACGGAAACUGACCAUUGUCAAUUCGACAGAGACUGUGGUGGCUUACGAUGAGACAUAUAAGUUCUACAAAGAACUUGGUAAACAUGGCACUCCUAUCACAGUUACUAUUAGAGAUUUGGAUAAAUCUGAUAUCAUCUGGAUUAGUUUUGAAGGUGUCGAUGUAUACAUAAAUUGUGAAAAAUUGCCGAGCCGUGUCGGUGAUCAGAAUGGUGCUAAUACCGAGAAGAGUUCUCCCGAUAAGCAAUCUCCCAAUGAGCAACCCCCCGAUGAGCAACCUCCCGUGUGGAUUUAUAUCAUCGUCGGUAUAGUUGGUUUAUUGUUGGUUGUUAUCAUCAUAGUAGUUAUCUAUUUCCUGCACAAGCGGUCAAAGAAGAAGACUUCUAUAGCAGCGAGACUUGAUACAACCAGUAACAAUUACACCUACUCUGAAAUUCCCUUAACAGGUACACCCGAGCUGAAUACAGCUGAUUCCAGUGUACACUACAGAGUUCCCGAUCAAACUGUGGAAUAUAAAUACACGGAGCCAGCGCCAAUUACACACAGCGAAUUAAACGUAGCUGCUUCUGAUACCCACCCAGAACUUUCAGAUGAUUAUGACCAUCUGGGUGAAUUAAGAAAGGGUGGUCAACCCAUAAACACCACUCAUUAUCAUCAUUUACCCAUGAACAAAGGGUAUCCAGCAAGUAACGAUGAUUAUAAUCAUCUGGGUGCUCUCAAGGUAGAUAACUCUACCGUCGAUGAUACGUAUAACCACCUUGGUGGUGUGAGUAAGGACAAACUUGAUGAUGAUGAUUUGUACAAUCAUUUAAAGAAAUGAACGCCUUUAGAUGCAAAAUACUCAAAUAAACAUUAAAAUGCGUUGAUAUCAAAUAUAUGUUUUUACUACUUGUAUUAUCUAUAACCGAGACCAAUUGGUCAUUAAGCUAGUAGAACGCUAGAUCGGAGACGGUCCUGCACAUAUGACGUCAAAUGUAGAUUGGUCCAGGGUUAGUGCUAGAUCUGUUUAGAUAUCGAUACUUUGCCUAACCCUUACCCUAAACCUAACCCACAAUCCGCAUAUGACGUCAUAUGUGCUAAAAUUUGCAGGACCGUCUCCGAUCUAGCGUUCUCCAAUGAGCUAUUUUGAAGUCUCAAAGAGUCACAUCUCAUAGAUAUAUCUAUUUUUUAAGUUUGAUAUUGGAUUCAUAUUUGAACAAAAAUAUGUUAUCAAUAACUGUCAUGACAAUAAGUUGCUCGACGUGUCUAUAAUGUUAAAUGUACCAUAAUGUAAUCAUACAUCAACAAUUUUGUAAUGUUAUCUUGCUGAAGAGCAGGCUUUCUCAUUCUAAGAACUAAAAAAAUAUAUUAUUAAAUUCGUCAAUCUGAUUAAAACACAGAUCCUAAUGCGUUUCGUUUUUAUAGUUCAAAAUUUCGUUUUACUUGUCUUUACUACAUUAGGAAGUGUUGUUAUCAUUGACGUGUUCUGAAUGGUGUGAGAGAUUAGCCAAUGACACGGUCUGUUACUGCGAGCAUUAGGCGUAAUCCACUAGUAACAUCAAUGCUGAUUGGUUAAUUACAUGUCUGACGUCAUAGGGUCAAAAGCCGUUCGUAUGACCUCUGACUCGACCUUUCGCUACAACCGGUCAGAUCUUCAUGUAGUGUAGGUCAUCGAAAGUAUAAAAAAAACGAAUCGAAAUAUAGAUCUGUAUUGUAAUCCGAUUGUAAAUUAGUUAAAUAUAAUAUAAUCAUCAAACUUAGUGUACCACCAGUACGUUCCCGUGUACCGUGAUUUUUCAUAUUCCUAAAGCAUCCAUCUUAUUUAUCAAAUUGUGCAUAUGAUUGAUUCUAGUAUUGAUCUCAUUACUCGAUAAAGGCGGAACCUUUAUUCGAUAAAUUUGGUUUUGAAAUGAAAUGGGGUUUAACGUUCUACUUUCAUGCUUCGACUGGGCUAAUGAAAACGGACAUACGCCAUACAGUGUGUUAUGAGUGAAAUUUUGCACCGACUGACAAGGGGAAGCCACACCAGUGAUUCCCAGGCUAGCGAGCCAACGUCUGACUCACUUAGCCAGUAACUAGUAUGUAUGUAGUUUAAUCAUACUGUUAAUAUCAAUUGUACGGAGAUGGACAGUUCUUACAAGUAUACACAAGAUGAUAUUUUCCUGAAUGACAUGACGUAAAAUCAAACAAUAUUAUGGUUCCAAUUUGCACAUUUUUUUAAACAAAUAAAGUAGCAUAACGUAUAGUUACAUUGCUUGUAAAGUGUGUGUUAGUAAGGAAACGUAAUAAAAUGUUAUUAAUGUCUUCCAAUAUUUAGAUAUUACAAUUGUCAAAUAUUUCCUGUUUAAAAUUUGAUUUUCAGAUUCA
Messenger RNA from Patella vulgata (common limpet), 3264 nucleotides. RefSeq lists its product as uncharacterized. The transcript is spliced from 7 exons. The record is from RefSeq and is a predicted model, not a curated record. NCBI's taxonomy places the organism in Eukaryota, Metazoa, Mollusca, Gastropoda, Patellidae. Bases 326 to 1738 code for a protein of 470 amino acids.